CAGCUUUUCAGCCGCGACAUGCAUUGCGCGCGCGCGCGGUCAUAGAUCGUUGGUGACGGACGCAGCGAAGCGCUGAGGCUGCGGCGCACUGCUGCGGCUUUUUUCCGCGCGUCGCGCCGCAGGAAAAGGCCUAAAAUCAAAGCCUUGCCGCCACACACGUUGACGAGCGUCGCACCACAGAGAAAGGCCUAAAAACACAAAGAUGGGCAUCCAAGGCCUCCUCCCCAUGUUCCGGGGCUCCACACGGGACGUCCACGUCUCGGCCUACGCCCACAAGACGCUGGCCGUCGACGGCUACGCGUGGCUGCACCGCGGCGUGCACGCCUGCGCGACGGAGCUCGGCCGGGGCCUCCCGUGCACGCAGCACAUCGAGUUCUGCCUCUCGCGGGUUCAGAUGCUGCUGCACUACCGGGUGCGGCCCCUGCUCGUCUUUGACGGGGGCGCGCUGCCGGCCAAAAAAGCGACGGAGGUCCAACGACGGGCGAAGCGCGACGCGGCGCGGCGCAAGGCGCACCAAUUACUAAGAGAGGACUCGCACGAGGCCGCGCGCCAGGCCUUCUGCGCCGCGGUCGACGUGACGCCGGCGAUGGCGGCGCAGCUCUGCGACGCGGCGAAGGCGCGCUGGGGCGACCGCGUCGACUUCCUCGUGGCGCCCUACGAGGCCGACGCGCAGCUCGCGCAGCUCGCGCGGAGCGGCCAGUGCGACGGCGUGAUCAGCGAGGAUUCCGACAAUUUGCCGUACGGCGUGCCGCGGACGCUCUUCAAGCUCGACGCGACGGGCCAGGCCAAGGAGAUUGCGCUCCAGGACUUGUAUGAUGCGCCGGAGGGCGUCAACGCGAUUUCUAUAAGGGGCUGGACGCACGACAUGUUCGUGCUCAUGUGCUGCAUGUCCGGCUGCGACUACGCGGAAUCGGUGGAUGGCGUCGGCGUGAAGAAGGCCCACGCGCUCGUGGGCCGAUACCGAGAUUUUGAUAGGGUGCUGCGGGCGCUGCGGUUCGAGCACACCGUGCCGCGCGACUACGCGCAGAAGCUCGAGCGCGCGGUCCUGACCUUCGGCCACCAGACGGUCUUCGACCGGUCGUUGAACGCGGCGUGCUACCUGACGCCGCUCGCGCGCGGCGUCUCCGACAAAAUCGGGUCGCUCGCCUUCCUGGGGGCGCCGCUGCCCCAGCGCGUCGCGGCGGGCGUCGCCGCGGCGCGCCUCGACCCGGAGACGCAUCUGACAUUGGAGCGGAGCACGGGCACGUACCGGCUCGCGUCGACGGCCGAGCUGCCCCAGACGACGACCCUGGACGCCUUCGUGCGGUCGCGGCCGCGCGCGCCGCCGCCGCGGCCGCCACCACCAAAGCCGCGGCCUCCCCCAAAACCGCCGUCGCCGCCGCCGGUCCGGACGGGCGCGCGGUCGGCGCACUUCUCGGCGAGCCCGCCGCCGCGCGCGCGCGUCUUCCGGCCCUUUGUCCCGCCGGCGCGCGUCGACGGCGCGGCGCUUCCUACAAACCGGUCGCCGCCGCCCGCGCGCCCCCGGAGCCGGUCGCCGCCGCGGCCCAUGCUGCCGUCGACCAAGCUCCGCCUCGGCGCGCCGUCGCAGCGCCGCGCGCCGCCGCCGUCGCCCGACAAGGAAAACCCGCCGCGGAAGCGGCCGGCGCCCGUGGACCUGUCCGCCUUCGCCUUCGACCGCACGCGGCGGCCGCGCGCUGCAGAAGCGAGCCCGCCGCCGCGGCGGCCCUUCCAGCAGUUCGAGCGCGGGAUGCCGCCCGCGAGCCCGGUCGCGCGGCGGCGGCAGCAGCCCUUCUCGCGGUUCCGCUAUUCCCUGGGCGAGGAGGACUCGCAGUCGCCGGGGACGUGA
Messenger RNA from Pelagomonas calceolata, 1846 nucleotides. The record is from the annotation of a GenBank genome assembly. NCBI's taxonomy places the organism in Eukaryota, Pelagophyceae, Pelagomonadales, Pelagomonadaceae.